AAGCACUCUUUUUUUCUUUUUUGCAUUAUUCUGCCUUAUUUCUUAAGCACAUGCAAGGUUUUUGUAUGUCUUACAUUUUUUUUCAAAUUCUAAUUACAAUCUGGUAUCACAGCAACUGUAAAGCAUAGUGAAACGGAGCUACAUUUCUCCCCAUUAUUCUUUGUCAUAUCCAACUGAGCAUGCUGCAAAUCUGUCAAAGAGGAAUUAUACCCAUAAACUGAAUACAUGGGAGUUUUGCAUCUUCCCAAGAUGUUCCCGAUUUGGAGACACUAGCUCCUUCACAAAAGUCCCAAAGUUUCCUGCUUUGAAAUAGGUGAACUAGUUGCCUCUUUCACAAGGAAGAAUUGCUAUGGCUUAACAACCAACUUUCACAGUCUGAAUUGCCAAAAAAAAAAAAAAAGCUCAAACAUCUUUGCAGGAACACUGUGUGUGUGGAUAAGCUUUUGCUGUGUACGCCUUAGUGCCACUUGGGCACUUUGGGGGCCACAUGGUAGCCACCUAAUGAGAACAGAAAGGAAGCUUUGUUGCUCUUGCCAAGAAACUUGCUUACAGUUGGGGGAAAAGCCACAAUGGGUUCUGUCAUUCACAUUUGGAAAGCACAAGAGCCCAUCAUGAGUGAAACAAGAAGAGCUAAAAGCCAUGGGUUGGCAGGAUGGGUUAAGACGCAAACUUAAGCCAUCCUGACAAACUCAUCAGGGCUUUGCAUCACUCACCAAACCACUGUGGCUUAUAUUUCCACCACAUUGGUCUGUCAUAGAUUCGCACUUACAGGCUUGAAGUGACAGUAUACUUUAUCAGGGCUUAAUAUUUUCUAUGAUAUAGGCCUGGCACCUGUUUUCAUUGCUAAAUUGUCCCUGAAAUUUAUGUAGUAAAGUUGCCAUUGGGCAAGUGAAGAGUGUGUUGUCUUUACCAUGGAGUAACUACAGAGAGACUGGGCUUGUAUGACGCAAUAACCCACUACGAUUUAUAAGUCCAUGCCAUGGCACAAAGUUAAGCCCAGAUGCAAAUGUACUGCCUAUUCCAGUAUGUUGGUGUGGAUGUAGUUCAGACUAUUGUUACAGCAGUUAUUGUGCAUAAAGAAAGUGGUUUUCUUAGUCCAGUGGCUUAAGGCUACAUUCUUUACCAGCUCCUCUGAGAAGACAGAAGCAAGUGAAAAUACAAGUAUGUAGUAGCAUAUGGUGACACCAGUAACUACGAUAAUGACAGAUUCUUUUCAUGAUCUGGAAGUAAAAAAAUAGUCUGAAAUACUGUCAGCAUGCAGUAUUGCAAAAUCAUAUAUUUUGUUUUAUAGGCUGGAGAUUUUUUUUUGAUUUUUGAUUCUUUGGUCAAUUUUGUUUGUUUGUCUUCAUCUUUGUCUAUUUGUUAUUGUCCUUUUAUCCUAACUUCUUAAUUGUAGUGUUCUUUGUUUUUGAACUUCUAAAUUGUUUUCUGGUUUAUCUUGCUUUCUUGUAUUAUCUCUCUUCUCCGUUUGCACAGGUUCUCUUUCUGUGUUUGGCCAUAUGCAUUAUACAGGAAUAAAGGAAAGUUAGCACAAGUAGCUUUAAGACCUUGGCACCAAACAUUAGAUCUUUGAUUCCAUACUUUUACUCUGUUUACCUUGUACAGAGCCCACAUUUAGUAAUACUGCUAGUUUUCCAUUUUUCUCCUAUUUUUUUAAUAAUAGGGAGAAGAUAAUUAGGCCUCCAGAUAUUUUUUGAUCCCAGUUCCCAUUAGCCCCAGCAAAGUGGUCAGGAAUGAUGGAAUUGUAGUCUAAGCAUAUCUGGUGUGCUGAGAGUUCUCCCAUUUCUGCUAUAACUGAAAAUUAAUGAAGAGACAGUUGUGGUUCUGCAAAGGAGGAAAGAUGCAAAUAUUUAUUUAUCUGAUAUAUUUUAGGCACAGACCCAGAAAGGCAUUUCUGAGAGCUUGGGAGCAGAAGUAGAUCCUGAUAUGUCUUGGUCGAGUUCAUUAGCGACACCCCCAUCACUUUCUCCAACAGUCAUAAUAGAUAGAGAAAAUGAUUCUAGAGUUUCUGGAACAAAGCAACAUAAUGAAAGACUUGAGUUGAUCAUGCAUAGCCUUUUUUCCAAGUAUGACAGAAGUCUCAAAGAGAAUAAAAUGGACACACAAUCCGCAUCAAGAAUUGAGGAUGUGUGUUCAGAGACUCCCAGCAAAAUUCACAGUAAGGUGCUAAUUCCAGCUGGUACUGAUGACAGCAGACUCACAAGGUCAGGCCUAAAGACCAUAAGUUCACUUUACAAUUUGAAAAAGCGACCCAAAAGGUUUAUUUACACAGUAAAUAAUAGUCCAGUUUACCAAGAAGACAAAACUACAGAGGGAGAUGGAUCUUCUCAUCUUAUGCCAAACUGUGCAGAUUUAAAAUAUUGCGUGUCUGAAGCCAUCAGAAAUGAAGAGAAAACUGAAGGAUUUUCAGGUGCUAAUAAGCCCAGUAUUGAACAAAAGCAGCAUGUAGGGUCUGGGUUUUUAUCAAACACUACUCUUAUGAAUGUUUUCCAGGAAACUCCAUGCAAUGAAAAGUCAAGCACAGAAAGUGGUUUUCCAUAUCAGUCAUCAGUAGUUCUACAGACUGACAGGAAAAGAGAGAGAGUUAUGCUUCCUAGUCAUAUAGCUGCUGAUCCAGUAAUAGAGUCAAGUAAAAACAAGUUCCAUAAAAUGAGCCAGAAGGACACCUUGAAUAGAGAGAGAGGUAGAAAAUACAACCAUCUCACAAACUUCAGUUCAUUGCAAGAAGUGGUUUUUGAAGAAUCUACAUUAGCAGUGCAACCAUCAAAACUUGGAAAUAGUUGUUCUGUCUUGGAAUUAGCUACACAACAUUGUUUGGAAAGUAACACUCCAAUGACUGAGCUUGGGUUUCAGACAAAGAAAAUACUGCAACCUACUACAGUUGAGUCUUCUAAGCUUAUAGUACCUGAGAAAAAUGUAGACAGGAAGCAGUUUAUACCAAUAAUCUUAAAAGGAAAUACAAAUGAUAGAAAGCAAACAUGCUUGGCACAUACAAAUCAUAACAAAACCCAGUGCUUUGGCACUUUUAAAACGGCUUCCAAUAAACAAAUAGCACUAUCUGAUAACAACAAUAGAAAAAGCAGAUUGCUGUUCAAAGACAUAGAAGAUCAAUUUCUUGAAUGUUUUCCUGGUGAAGGAAUGAACAGUAUUUCAAAUCAAAAUGUGAAAGAGAAUGUUGGCAUUUCUUCAGUUGGGAGAAAUGUGUUGAAUGAAAACUCAUCUAAUUUUCCACAUGUUUCUGAUUCGCUGAUGAACGGUACUCAGUUCAAUGAUACCCAAAAUAUUUUUCCUUUUCAGAGUAUAAUUAAAAAUCAACAACUUGAAGGCAAACAAAAUUUAACAGCAAGCCAAGAAGCUGAAGUUAUUGAACUUUCUAAUAUACUAGAAGAAACCGGUAGUCAGUUUGAAUUUACACAGUUUAAAAAACAUCAGAAUGUGAUGUACAAUACUUGUGAAAUGUCAGGAAGCUUUAGUAAAGAUGAUUUAAAUUCUGAAGUCUGGAAAGAUAUUGAUUUUGAGGAAACUUUUGAAAACAAAGUUCUAAAUGGCAAUGAUCUUUCUUCUGAUAAGCAUAUGGGAACAACUGAGGAAUGUAAGAUACAGGCAGAAAGUAGUAAAGAGAUUGUAUCAACACAUUUAUCAAGCAGAGAACGGAACAUAAAUUUUCCAACUAUUUCUGUGCCUUUGCAGCAUGAUAAGGGGGACUGUAAUUCAGCUGGAGGCAAAGAGAUGAGCAUUUCUGAUGAGAUUAUUAACAGAGAUACAAAAUUUGUCAGUGAUCUGUAUGUAGCAGAUGAAAUGCUUAUGCCACGGAAGCCAAAUGUUCAACGUGAUUGUUCAAAUAGUUGUAAAAGUAAUUGGAAUGAUUCCAACUCUACAAAAGCAAGAUGUGAGUGGCAUCAGAUUGCGAAAACAGUAGAUGCUGGAUAUAUGAUGAAAAAUAAUACAAUUAACUUUGUGAAAGAAAACAUAAAAGAUUUAUCAAAAGUAGCAAAGUAUAAUGGAAGCAAUGUUAUUCAGAUUACUAGUACUACAGAAGUUAACCUAAAAAUUGUUAAAAAAUAUUCUGUUCAGAUGACAGCAAAUGAACUUUCAUCCACUGAAAAUAAUCACAACUUUUUAGUGUCACAUCACUAUGCAAACUGUGGAGAAGCUGCAUUUAAUUAUAAUUUGUCUGAAACUUUAUCUGAUCUAACCUGUUUAGCUGAAGUUGCGAAGACUGAAGAAAAAAUAACUUUUAAUGAUGCUGAUGAAAAUCCAGAUCAGAAAAAGGAAAAUGUAAAUAAUCCAGAGAGUAACUAUUUACUACAGAAUUAUCACACUGUUGUCGAUGGGAACAUAUUUGCUGGAAAAAAUAAAAUUCACCAUUCAUUGGGUGGUUCCUGUAUAGAAACGUCAUCUUCCAAUGGGAAUAUAUUUGUGAGAAAUGAAAAAGAAGAUAUCAUUUCCAUGACAAAGCACAUAGACUUAAAUCAAAAUGGACACUUCUUUGACACCAACCAUCAGAAAACCCCUGAAGUCAAAAAAAAACAAGCCAGUGCUUUCCAUACAGCUAGUGGUAAGCAAAUUAUGCUCACUGAUGAAUCUUUAGCUAAAGCAAAGCAUCUUUUUUCAGAAGUAACUGAUUUCCCAGACAAAGUGGAUGAUGUCACACCUAGCAUUCACACUUCAAUAAAACAGAAAGUGAAUGAGGAGAUUACCACAGUAAGAAAAGAACUUGGUGAAGCAGCUCAGAAACAUGGAGAAGUUCUAAAUCCUGAAGAUAAUUUUGAACAUUCUCUGGAUCUAUUUUCAAGCACUGUUAGAAAUACUGAGAGUUUUGGAACUGUUAAAGCACUCUCUUUAGAGGUGAAUGCAACUGAAUCAAAGAAGACUCAGACAUAUACAACAAGCAAAAAAGGCAUUUCAAAAACUGUUUGUUUUGAUUCUGAUGGUGAUCAGCAUUUAUAUAUUGAAGAGUCAGGUACGUGCUCAAAACAAAAUCUGAAGCACUUGUCAUCUAGAGAUACAUGCAAUGUUUUAAUUACUAAGAAUAAUAAAAAACUUGCUUCUUUGGAUCUAACUUGUAAUGCCACUUCAAAAACUAGUUACUCUGAUUUGGAAGGUGGGAAUUCUGUGUUGCACCAUUCACGUGAUGCAUACAGUGAAAGAAAUUCCAUCCCAGAGGAUUUUACCUGUAUUUUUGAAGGAGAAGCUUCAACCAAAGGUUUUAAUGUAGAAAACAAUGUUAGCAUUUUUAAAGAAAUGCUUAAAAAUGAAAGUUGUAUGUCAUAUAUACAUCAUUCAAAUCUGUUGGAUACCUUGGAUGACAAUAACUUACAGAAAUACUCAAUUAGUGAAGCAGCAGCCUCAGCUUCAAAACCAUGGAAAGCUAGACCAGUUGCAUUCAAUACAGCAAGUGGUAAAACUGUUGAAAUUUCUCAGGAAGCAUUAAAAAGGGGCAGACAGUUGCUUCAUGAAGACUGCUGUGAAUCCAUGCAACAGAAUAUAACAUCCUACUCAAAAGCAAAUAAUUCUAACACUUCAGAAAGUUGUCAUGAUAACUUAGGCAGCAGAGAGUGUGUUACUACUCCCGGUUGUUUGAGUGUUAAAACAAUUCCAAUGGGAUCUUCCAGUGCACUCCACUUUUCAAGAGUCAAAGAGUCCUGUGAAGAUGAUCAAGCAUUAAAGUGUACUGGAUCUAUGUCCUUGAACACUGUGCCUGAAUCAAACUGUCAGAUGAAUAAUAAGGCUGAAAGACAGACCUCUGACAUGCUAAACUGUAUCAAGUCAGACUUUGCUACAGGUAAUUGUGGCCUUUUCUGCACAGCAAGUGGCAAACCUGUACAGUUAUCUGAAGAAUCAUUAAAGAAAGCAAGACUACUUUUUUCUGAAAUUGAAAAUGAAUUGCCAGGUCAUCAGAGCCAUGUAUCAGAUUGUGCAGUAUCUUCUGUCAAGAACAAAGCAACUCCUGUGGAAAACAAGCCAGUCCUAUCCCAAGAGAAGAGAUUUCUGAAGAAUGAAGUAAAUUCAAAUAUCCCUUAUGGCUUUAGCACAGCAAGUGGAAAACAGGUUCACAUCUCUCAGAAGGCUCUCCAGAGUGUUACGGGACUUUUAAAAGAAUUUGAUGUCAAUAGUGAUGGUUUCUCUGUUGAUCAACCGGGGCAAGGACAUAGUUCACCCAUUAAAGCCCCUGCUACAGAAGCUACAGUGACUGCUGAUACUACUUCAGAUUUCAAACCACCAGCGAAAUGUCAUGUACUUUAUUUAAACACAAAGAAUCCUAAUGAAAAGAAGGCUUCUAAAAACUCAUUGAAUGUUAAUAUACCUACGCACGUGCCCCAUACUGAGAAAUAUAAGCAGCUAGUGGAACUGGAAAAAAACUAUGCAACAAACUUUAAUACUGUAACAAAAGGAAAUCUGGAUUCUCACUGCUCUGUUUACACCCAAAUUCCAGAAAAGUACUUGGAAAUAGAAGCUUCAGAAAGUGCCAAAGCAUUCAUGAAAGAUAAUGAUCUCACAAAUUCAGAAGUACAGAAAGAUAAAAAAGAAUCCCUCUUAAGUUCUGAGAGAAGUUGUGAUUUUUUAUCAUGUGCAAGAACUGGAAAAAGAUGCAUAGAAGGAAAGAAUGUGUUUGGAGAACCUCCUAUUAAAAGAAAAUUGCUGUAUGAAUUCAAUCAGUCAGAAAGGUCCAACAGUCCAUUUUUGAAUGCCUCAAGAAGUACUCCAGAUGGUACAGUGAAUGACAGAAAAAAGUUUACCUACAAUAUCUCUUUAAACCCAUUAAUCUGCAGUCCUUUUAGCAAAACCUCUGCUGAUGGAACCAAGAAAAUGGAAAAUUCUCAUAGAGCAAAGCAAGCUGUCAAAGUCUUUGUGCCACCUUUCAGAACAAAAUCAAGUGCUUCUGAGAAUGAAAUAGGUAACAGCAAAGAGUCUGUCGACAAUAGAAUGGAAGAACUUAAUGCUGAAAAGGUUCAUGAAAUCACCAGUGAACCUGUAAUGGAUACUUCCACACAAAUAACAGCUGUAGGUUCAGAAUGUGAAGAUACAUAUUCAGAUUUAAGAAAAAUGGUGGAAAAUCUUCGCUAUUCCAGAAAUCUGCAAGAAAUGAGAAUUAUGAAGAAACAAAAGCAAAGAAUCCGCCCACAACCUGGCAGCUUGUAUCUUGUGAAAAAGUCAGCCUCUUCUUGCAGGAUUCCUCUGAAAGUUGCAGUAAAGGAAAAAUUGCCUCAUGCUUAUUUCAGUGAACAGUUGUAUGCUUUUGGCGUUUCCAGGCAGUGCAUAAAAAUUAACAGCAGGAAUGCAGAAGAUUAUCAAUUUGUCAUGCAGGAGUUUUUCAACAAAGAGUAUUUUCUAGAAAGGCAUGGACUACAAUUGGCUGAUGGAGGAUAUCUUAUUCCUAAUGAUGAAGGAAGGGCAGGAAAAGAAGAAUUUUACAGGGCUUUGUGUGACACUCCUGGUGUAGAUCCAAAGCUUAUUUCAAAAGCAUGGGUGUACAACCAUUAUAAAUGGAUCAUAUGGAAACUGGCAGCAACGGAAGUUGCAUUUCCACAAGAAUUUGCCAAUAGAUGUUUGACACCGGAAAGUGUACUACUUCAGCUAAAGUACAGGUAUGAUGUGGAGAUUGACAAAAGUCAUCGAUCAGCUAUCAAAAGGAUAAUGGAGAGAGAUGAUAUUGCUGCUAAAACAAUCAUACUAUGCAUCUCUAAAAUCAUAUCAUUAAGUUCAAAUAUGUCUGAAAUCUCUGGUAAUAAAAGCACUGCAGAGGAAAGCAAAAAAGAAUUUGCAGUGGUUGAAGUUACAGAUGGCUGGUAUGGAAUCAGAGCUAUUUUUGACCCUCCUCUUCAAUUGCUGCUGUAUAGACAGAGGCUGACUGUAGGCCAGAAGAUCAUUGUACAUGGAGCAGAACUUGUCGGUUCUGAGAAUGCAACAACUCCUUUGGAAGCACCAGAAUCUCUUAUGCUAAAGAUUUCAGCUAACAGUACUCGGCGUGCUCGAUGGUAUGCCAAAUUAGGAUAUUAUCAUGAUCCCCGGGCAUUCUCUUUGCCUUUGUCAUCACUCUUUAGCGAUGGUGGGACUGUUGGUUGCACUGAUGUCAUUGUUCAAAGAAUUUAUCCCACACAGUGGAUGGAAAAAACAUCAACAGGAUCUUACAUAUUUCGUAACGACCGAGCUGAAGAAAGAGAAGCUGCAAAGCAUGCUGAAAGCCGCCAAAAAGCCCUAGAAGCAUUGCUUGCAAAAAUACAAGCUGAAUUUGAAAAGAAUGAGGAUGAAGGCAAAAGGGUACUGCGAUCCCAUGUAUUAACAAGACAGCAAAUUCAUUCCUUACAAGAUGGUGCAGAGCUUUAUGAAGCGAUUCUUAAUUCUGCUGAUCCUGCUUACAUGGAGAGCUAUUUCAGUAAGGAACAAUUAAAAGCUUUGAAUGAUCAUAGACAGAUGGUAAAUGAUAAAAAGCAAGCACAAGUAGAAGCAGAAUUCAGGAAGGCAGUGGAAUCUGCUGAACAGGAGGAACACAGUUCCUGCAGGAGGGAUGUAUCCUCUGUAAUCAAACUUCGAAUUGUGGAUUACAGAAAAGAAGAAAAAGUAAAAGAAGUUAUAUUGAACAUCUGGCGACCAUCCUCAGAUGUCUCUAACAUUCUAAAGGAAGGAAGUCGAUAUAAGAUCUUUCAUCUAGGUGCAUCUCAGUCCAAAAGCAAGUCUGAGAGUACAAAUAUACAGCUUACAGCCACCAAGAAAACUCAGUAUCUGCAGAUGCCAGUCUCUCAAGAAAUCCUAUCACAAGUUUACCAACCAAGGGAGUGUCUGAAGUUCAGCAAGAUGUUGGGACCCCCUUUCCAACCAGCCGGUUCUGAAGUGGAUUUGGUGGGAUAUAUUAUUUCCCUUAGGAAAGGUGCAGGUUUCUGUACAAUGGUGUAUUUGUCAGAUAAAAAUCAUAGCUUAAUAGCAGUACAGAUCUGUACAGAUCUUAAGCAGCUUGCUGUUGAAGACAUAAUUAUCCCUUCUGCACUGAUCUCUGCAACCAAUCUUCAGUGGCGGUCUGAAUUCAGAUCAGUCAUUCCCACUUUGUUUGCUGGAGACCUUUCUUCAUUUUCCUCACAUCCAAAGGAAAACCAUCUCCAAGGAGUAUUUAAUGAACUGAAGAAUACUAUAGAGAAUGACAGCAGCUUUCGCAAAGAUGCACAAUGCAAACUAAUGAAGUUGCUUCACACAGAUUGCCCACAAAUGUUUAACUUGCAAGAAUGUGGCUUGGAUCCUUUUUCAUCUCCUUGGAAAACUAACCAAGGAAAUACACAGUCAAUUAAAACUUCUAGAAGUGAAUGGAGGCAUCAGAGCCCUUUGAAGCUUGGGACACCAAAUUCAAAUCCAGCUGUUUUUAUGAGCUCAGAAUUAGAAGAAACUCCCAGGGAUUAUAAGAAGAGAAAAACAAUGGACCUGCUAAGCCAAGUACCUUACCCUCCACCAGUAAAACCAAUCUACACAUUUAUUUCUCCAGCUCUGAAAAAGGCAUUUCAGCCACCUCGAAGUUCUUGUACUCAGCAUGAAAGAUUACUGAAAAGAGCAGAAUGUAAGGUUAAAAAACCAUUUCUGAAAAUAUUAAAUGAGACUGACUUUUCUCUCAGAAAUAAUUUUGUUGCUGAUGAAGAACUUGCCAUGAUAAAUACACAAACACUCUUAAAUAAUUUUCCAGAAGAGGUUGAUUCUACAGAUGAAACUGUGUAUGCAGUAACUACUGAUUCGCCCAACCAUCUUUCACCAAGGAAUAAUUCUUUCCAAUCUGCUAGGAAAAAAAAUGUAUCACAGGACCAUGCUAAGGAAGUGGACACAUCUACUAAGGAGCUAAAUGAUUCAUUAGCUUAAUGCAGGAAGUUGCAAAAGAAACAAAUAUAGUAUUUAAUGCCCCUAUAGGUUAAUUAGAAAUGUUAACAUUUAAAUGUCCUUUUUACACUUUGAACAUUGUAAGUGUCUGUACAGGUUUAUUAAUCUAUUGUACAUAUUUCACCUCAAAGAUUAACAAAAGGAAACAUCCUCUAUUAAUAAUCAGCUUAAGAGAAGAAUGGCUGUAAAUCUUACAAAUUCCUGCCAUCUUGCAGUUGCAUAUUUUACACAAGAGUAUUCAAGGGUCUGGUACCAGUUCAGCAAUACCACUAAUUUUUAACAAUGUUACUGGAUUUUGUAUAUUAUCUCACACAUCAGAAUAUUUAUUUUGGAGAUUAUGCCACUUUUUCCAAUGGGUUAAUCAUUUUACAUUCAGAACCAUUUUAAUGGCUUGAACCAAGAGUGGAAGGAAACUCAUGAAAGAGAAUUUUCCUAUCCUUCUGAACAGUGUAGGGUAGGAUAUAUAGGAAGGUGUUGUGCGAGGGAUUGCAUUCAGCUAAAAUCAGGCAGGCAGUUCCAAAACAUUUUAGUAUCUAUGCCUGUUAGUUGUAAAAAGAAGGAAAAAAGCAGAAAAAAAUUCUUCCCUCUCCUAGGAAGACACAAAGUUGCUGUCAGGGUUUGAUGGAAAUAUCAAAUGCCCCCCCCAUAUAUUAGUAUUUUCAAAUGGAGACAACAUAGCACUUGAUCUGUGAUUUGUUCCAGAAGAAUUAUUUUAAGGACUUUGUUUUUCAUCUCAAAAUGGAAAAUAAAUAAUCUGAAAAAGAUGCCUUGAAUUUUUUUCCUUUACUGCAGUAGCCUCUGGUCAAAAAAAGCUACUGGAAAAUGAAAGAAAAGGUAUCCUUGAAAAAUCAGCUUCAUGGUCAUUAGUCAGUAUAAUUAGUCAAACAUUAUACUGACUACAGGAACCAACAUAGUCCUGCAGCAACGUAUGUUCACUUAUAGUUAUAACAAGCCAAUAAAGGAGACAUAUGUGUCAUAACACUGGACUUCUGAAAGUUGACUAUAAGUAAAUUGGAUUGAAAUUGA
Messenger RNA from Varanus komodoensis (Komodo dragon), 10881 nucleotides. RefSeq names its product BRCA2 DNA repair associated (gene BRCA2). Gene Ontology annotation, biological process: double-strand break repair via homologous recombination; regulation of DNA-templated transcription. Gene Ontology annotation, cellular component: nucleus. The transcript has 23 exons. NCBI's taxonomy places the organism in Eukaryota, Metazoa, Chordata, Lepidosauria, Squamata, Varanidae. The record is from RefSeq and is a predicted model, not a curated record. The coding region runs from base 1927 to 9837 and encodes 2636 amino acids.